Molecule: messenger RNA, 297 nt
Organism: Chondrus crispus (carragheen)
Lineage: Eukaryota; Rhodophyta; Florideophyceae; Gigartinales; Gigartinaceae
Exons: 1
Coding region: 1-297 (98 amino acids)
Source: RefSeq, a predicted model, not a curated record
AUGUGGAGAUAUACCUGGUGGGAGAUCUGGGAAGGCUGUGGGCAUUACCAUCGCGUGAUACGCGUAUUUCCAGAACCGAGCUUUAUCGCGUCGCAAAUAUGUCUUCUGCACACGGCGAAGGAGAGUUGCCUCCGGCGCGCAGAGGCAAACGUUACGUUUUUGGGUUGUCAGAUAUGCGGGCUACUUUUCGUUAGUAAUGGCUGUGAAGAUAAACUGGAUCUAUAUUACUUCUCACAACUUUCUCACAACUAUGGCUUUUCAUUUACUAUCUUCAAUUGCUUGUAUGAUUUGGCAUAA